AGAUAAUACGUAAAACACGUGAGAACGAGCAGUGGCAAAACGCAGAUCGUGGAAUCGUUAGGAGAUAUCCGGAGGCAACAUGGAGGACAGGGACAAUGCAGAGGGCAUCAUGGAGCGGAAGCAGCAAAAUGUUUCGUCGCCGGACACGUCGCAAUGGAGUGUACCGGACGGAUGGCCGUUCAGGAAAGCAACUUCACAUAGGCAAUCUAUCGAUGUCCAAAAGGCCGUGAAAAUCGUUCUCGAUCCAUUUGCCGAGGAAUACGACAUGAACCAUAAGAGAAGAGGAGUAGCGCUCAUACUAAACCAUGUUCACUUCGAGAGCAUGAGCACGAGGAAAGGCUCCGUAAAGGACUCCCUAGAUCUGAAGGUAUCAUUAAGCAAGCUCGGAUUCGACGUCCGGAUUUACACCGAUCCAACGGUCAAAGUUAUAGCCGCGACCUUACAGUCGACCGCUGCGGAAGACCACACGGAUGCCGACUGCCUGAUCGUGGUCGCAAUGUCACACGGCGAGUCGGGUCUAUUGCAUUCCACCGAUAGCCUGUAUCCAGUCGAUAUGCUGUGGACUCCCUUCACCAGCGAUCAAUGCUCCACUCUGGCCGGGAAACCCAAGUUGUUCUUCAUUCAGGCAUGCCGCGGGUCGCAACUGGACAAAGGGGUGAAAAUUAUUCAUGAGACGGAUAGCAAGAGUACCAUAUACAGCAUUCCCACCUAUGCGGAUAUCAUGGUCGCGUAUUCCACUUAUGACGGUUUUUACUCGUGGCGUAAUCCGGACGUGGGCUCUUGGUUCAUACAAGCGCUCUGCGAGGAGCUAGAUCUUCACGGACGAAAACACGAUCUACUCAGCCUAAUGACCUCCGUGAACCGUCGCGUCGCCAUAGAAUAUCAAUCGUACGUGCCGCAGAACGAGAAAUUCCAUGGAAAGAAGCAAAUCCCAUCGAUUGUCUCGAUGCUGACCCGACUCGUGUACUUUCCCGAUAAGUGCGCAUCAAUAGCGGACGAUUUCGACGAUGUAACGGAAGAAAAGAAGCCGCAGGUUUGCGAAAAAGUAACGUAAAACGCGAAAGAACGUUUGCGUUUCACGAAGAAAAAUGAUGGAUUUUCCGUCAGAAACUGACAAAUUGAUUUCGAUUAUUUUCAGGCAUCAAAUUUGAAAAACGAUCAUAGAGAUCCACGUGACUCAUCAAAUACAUUUAGAUUUUGUUGCGAUCAAACGUAUAUACCCGAGAUGAAAUUUUGCUCGUAUUUUCAAUCUCAUUUUUUUCACACUUAUGGUUUCUAAAAGAUUUUCGAUACGUUUAUAAAAAUUAGAUUUCUGUUUUAGACUUCAAAUAACCAACAAACAAUUUUGAACGUAGCGACUUAAAAAAAGAGCUUUCGGCAUAAAUAUAGAUUAAAUAUUAAAUAAUUUCAAAAGAGAGUGAUCUGGUUAUUUAAAAUCAACAUCGAAAUAAAUAUUACAUUAAAAAUUGAGAUCAAAAAUAAAAGAAAAAUUUUAAUUCAGAUUUCAACAAGAUAGUAUGCAUAAACGAAUUAAUUAUUCAUUUAAAUAAAUAAUAUAGAUAGUUUUCUACCUUUCUAUUGUUAUUUUAUUGUCAGAUAAAGCGGCAAAUAUCUUUAAAUAUUAUUUACACUGCCACCAUAUUUAAUCAAACACUAUUCAGUGAAAUUAUUUUGUUCAAAAUUCGACUUUACGAUUCAUUUUUCUCAAUACCUUUCUGUUUGUAUGAUAUAAAAAAAAUGUGCAUUGUUAAAAUAUUCUAUUUAUUAUAAUUAUUAUUGUUAAACCAUAAUAGAAAAUUGAACAGCAAUAAGGAUUGCAAGAUUACCUAUUAUAUAAAUAAUGUUUAUUUAAUGCUUAAUACGUUUAUUGUACAAUUAAUUUGGCAAAUAAAUUAUGGAAUAUCACGUAAAGAGCAUAAUGUUGAUAAUGCCCGACAAAGUAAAAUAAAUCACCAGUAUAUAUUAAGCAAUAUCACGAAUUAUUAUAUUAUAAUCAAGUU
Molecule: messenger RNA, 2000 nt
Organism: Cataglyphis hispanica
Lineage: Eukaryota; Metazoa; Arthropoda; Insecta; Hymenoptera; Formicidae
Product: caspase-1-like
Exons: 6
Coding region: 80-1054 (324 amino acids)
Biological process (GO): proteolysis
Molecular function (GO): cysteine-type endopeptidase activity
Source: RefSeq, a predicted model, not a curated record